GAUAUCAGCCCGAUGACACAAUUUCAAUUUUUGGCGUAACUUGACGAUAUCGCGUACGGUGAUUUUGGCCGAGACUCGGCCAAAUCGUCGAAAUGGUCUUCGAAUCAAUUUUGGUCGACAUGCUCAACAAGUACCUGGGUCAGUAUGUUGAAAACUUGGACUCGUCACAGCUCAAAGUCGGCAUCUGGGGAGGUAACGUCGUUCUGCAUAAUCUCUACCUGCGUGCCAAUACUCUCGAUGAGCUUGAUCUUCCUGUCAAAACACUGUUUGGUUGUUUAGGCACCCUUACGCUUCAGAUACCAUGGAACAAUUUAUACAAUGCGCCAGUUGUCGCUUCCAUAGACAGCCUGUACAUCUUAGCAGUGCCCAACAACGCCAUGGUGUACGAUCCGGUGAAAGACGAGAAGUACAAGCAAGAAGCGAAACAAGAAGAACUGAAAUUGGUCGAUUUGGCAAAGAAAAGAGAACUCGCUAAUGAGAAAAAGGAUGCCAGUCUCGAACAGGCCAGCUUCAUCGAGAAGCUGAGUACUCAAAUUAUAAAAAAUGUAGAAGUUACAAUUAAAAACAUUCACAUAAGGUUUGAAGAUAAGAUGAGUUGCCCCGGUAGAACUUUUGCUCUCGGCAUCACCCUGGACACGUUGUCUGUUAAGACAACCACCAACUGGGAACAAAAACUUCCUGCAGAUUCUUCAACUUUUAUUUUCAAAGAAUUGAUUAUUAGCUGUCUGUGUCUUUAUUGGAAUUCGGAUAUUAAACAGUUAUUUUCUCACAUCCCCCCUGAUGAUCUUUUGAAAAAUUUUAAGAAUGGAAUUGCCAUUAAAGAUUAUAUUCCUCAAAACUAUCAGUAUAUGUUGGGACCACUCAAUGCUUCUUCCAAAUUAAGAAUAAACCCCAAACCAGAAAAUGAUAAGUCUGAUUUCACUGUAUCAAAAAUAUAUUUAACCAGCGAUCUGCCAGACCUGAGUGUCAAAAUCUCCAAAAACCAAUUCCAAGACAUAUUAUGUGUAAUUGAAGCCGUAGAUUUAAUGCAGAGGGCGACCAAAUAUCGGAAGUAUCGCCCCAACCUAACAACAUACAUUGGGCACAGCAAAGAAUGGUGGCAGUUUGCGUACACGUGCAUUUUGGAAGAAGAAGUGAGGAGGCGACGCAAGAACUGGAGCUGGGCAAAUAUGAAAGAACACAGAGACUGUUGCAAAGAAUAUUUGGCAGUUUACAAGGAAAAACUUCAGGCGGCGAAACAAGAUGAAAAAAUAAUAUCCGCUUGUAAACAACUUGAAGAGAAACUGGAUGUUUUAAACAUCAUUUUACUCCGGGAGAGAGUCGAAAUGGAGGUUUUAAAAGAAGAGAAAAGAGAGUCGACUCGCAGCAGUGGCAGUGGAUGGUUCAGUGGAUGGUGGUUCAGCAAUAAAGACAUGCAAAUAAAAGAUGAUAAAGACAAUGACCUGUUGAUCAAGUUUGAAAAUGCGAUGACAAUAGAAGAAAAGAAAAAGCUCUUCCGAGCCAUCGGCUAUACAGAAGGUGCCCUACCGACUACAUACCCUAAGCACUUUGUGAAAGUGGAUAUUGAGCUAGUAUUACACAAACUUCACUUGCUUAUUUGCAACUUCGCUUAUGAAGAUCCUGUAGUAUUGAGUGCCAAAUUGCAAGGGAUCACACUUAAGACCCAACAAAGGGAAAAUGCAAUCUUGUGCUUAGCAAAAGUUGGCUCGUUCAACAUAACCGGAUGUGCUCAAAAGGCCUAUACUCCGCAAAUUGUGAAUACCAUAGGAGACACGAAAUCAAAAGAUCUCCUGGAGGUUCUCUUCGAGACAAAUCCCUUGGACAGUGCUGUUUGUGAUAAAAGAUUCAGAGUGUCUGCACAGCCUCUCCAUGUUUUGUAUGAUUUAUUCACAAUUCAACGAGUUUCUGAAGUUUUUCUACCUGCAAAACCUAUAGAAGCUACUUCUCUACAGUCUGCAGUCCAAAUGAAAUUGACUCAGAUUAAAGAAAUGUCAACAAGUGGUGUUCAACACCUAAUUGAAAAACACGAGGUGCUGGAGCUUGACAUUUAUUUAAAAUCAUCUGUCAUCAUCAUCCCAAAAAAUGGAAUUUUAGACAAUCCGUUGAAAUCACGGGUGGUCAUAAGUCUGGGAACAAUCAAAAUAAAAUCAGUCAUUUUGGACCGGUCUGAAAAUACUUUUAAGAAUUUAAGAGCAAAGUAUAAAGACGAACUCGCCCUUAAAACUCUUGAAUUGCAUAGUUACGACCACUUCAACCUCAAACUGACUGAACUACAGAUAGUGCUCGGUCUUGACGGAGAAAAUUUGGAAGGAAAGUUGAAACAAGAGAUGUAUAUUCUGAAACCCCUGUCUAUCGGUAUUGAGAUUCAAAAGUGCAUCUUGCCCGACGACCCGAGGCUGCCAAGGUUGAAAGUCAGUGGCACACUUCCAGGCAUACAUUUAAACAUAGCAGUCAUAAGACUUCAGAAGCUUAUGGAAUUGUUGCUUACACUUUCGCCAGCGACUGAGACUGGAAAAGUCGAGUCAGAAUUUGAUCCUGGCAUGAAGAGGUGUGUAUCAUCAGUAUCUGUCUUAAGUUUAGGAAGGACAAAAAGUUUUGAUUACCGGAGGAAGUCUAUAAGAAUAAAACCCAAGACAAAGGAUGUUGUACAAUUCACUGAAUUAGUUCUGGAUUUUGAACUCAAACAGUUAACUUUGUCAGUGUUGGAUGAGGGAAAACAUUUUCUUGACUUCUCAAUGAACACUGUUAACCUCGAUGUUACUCUUCAAACAUACACUCAAAUCUUCAGGUUGAAAUUAUUCAAGAUAGAGAUGAUUCAGAUGUACAAGAAAGAACCGUUGAAAGUUAUACAAACGUCUAACUUAGGCAUCAACAAAAAUUACCUAUUUUCAGUGGAAUAUAUAAACGUUGACAAACAUUCGCCAGAGUUUCAUACAGUCUACGGCUCAGUGAUGAGGACGAUCAAAGCCGAUUUUACCGGAUUGCGCUUCUACAUGCACUGUGAAGGCUUACUGGAGUUGGUCGCUCUUUCUAAAAUAGUGAUGCCCUCAGAGUUACCGAGUAAAUCUAAGUCACAAAUACAACCUACUCUCCAGAAUAUAGAAGAACGAGGUGCAAACGCUGUGAAGAAACCAGUAAAGCAUGCAUCAUCUAUACACAAAGCCAAUAUACAAAAAAAAGCAUCAUUUAUAACCAGUGAUGCUAUCGAUCUGAAGAUAGAACUUCAAGCUGGAGAAACUUCGAUAACCCUUGCUACAGUGAAACAACCAAUCAUGGAUCUUCAGAUUUUAGGAGGUCACGCCGGGAUCACUCUAAGACCAGCAUACACACAAUUUACUACUCAAUUAAACGGCAUUAAUCUUAUAAAUCUUACUUCCACAUCUUCAUAUACCAAAGAUAUCAUAAGUCUGGUCAGUGAUAAGGAAUCGUUGAAAGCGACUUUAGUUCUGUUCAAUGAACACCCAAUGAAUGUCAGCAAUGUCGAUAUAAAACUGACGGCCAAGGUUUCUCGCUUGCGUUUUAUAUUUAUUAAAAGUUUCUUGGACCGAGUCGUGAACUUCAUGAACCACUUUCAAGAUGCCGAACAAGCGUUUAUCGAGGCUUCGCAAGCUGCUGCAGAAGCUGCGAAGCAGAACGUCCAAGUGGUCUAUCAGAAAGCGACCAAAGUGGAACUUCAAAUAGAUCUACAGGCACCAAUUAUAUAUGUUCCUAUAAACGAAGAAUCAAACGAAACUUUCAUACUUGAUUUUGGAUCUUUAAAAGGUGAAAAUUCAUUUUUGGAAAUGCCGACGAGCAAAGACUUUUCACAACCUGCUAUUCUCGAUCGAAUCCGACUUCAACUGGAUAAUCUUAAACUGUCAAGAGCGACCAUAGAUGAAAAUCUCAGUUGUGUUCAAGAAAUUUCAAUGAUUACUCCUAUUACUUUCAAAAUGUCAAUCCAGAGGAAUCUUUCAUCAGCGUGGUUUUCCGAUAUACCAGAUCUUGAAAUUGCUUGUGUAAUUCAGACGAUUUGCAUUUGCAUCACACACUCGGACUAUGUCAAUCUUAUGAAAAUGAUGGAUGAAAAUAUCUUUUCUGUCAUGCCGGAAGAUACUCCGACAAAGGUUUUUCCUUCAGUAGGAACAUUCGGCUGUAAUAUGUCCACUUCAAGCAAAGAUUCUAUGUGGCAAUACAUGGAGAAGCCAUCUAUGCCUGCCUUAGAUGAUAAUGAGAAGAUUGUAACGGCUAGCCCUGAUGAAAAUCUGCGGAUGUCAAUGAAGUUUCUAUGUAAUGUAGAUGAAGUUGUAGUUAAAAUUUUGGAUCCGCAUGACUCUACUGGUUCAGGCGAGUUGGCGAAGAUUUCCUUGAAUGUUAUUUCAUUAAAAGGAUCCAUGCUUUCUGACAACUCGCUUCAGUUAUCUCUACUUCUCCUCGAUUUGAUCAUGGAAGACACUAGGCAGUCCCAGGCGAAUAAAAUCUGCAGGUACAUGCAGCGUAAAAAAGAAGGUCACACAACAGCCGUUCGAACUAAAGUCCCUGGCACUACUGAAACUUCAAUAAUAGAAAGCACAGAAGAAACUUCUAAUAAAAGUAUGGUUGACAUAAUCUACCAGCAGAAAAAAGAAGCAAUUUUCGCAAAUGUUCGAGUGUGUUCAUUUGUGCUGAUAUUGAAUGUGGAGCACUUGUUGAAAGUUGCGGCCGUGUUUACACUGCCACCAUCUUCUACUCCUGCGCCUAAACCAAAGAUUCCAUCAUCUAUACCUGAUCCUGGAAAAUCUUCGAGAAUAAUUGAACCAAAAGAAAGUACAAACUUGUUGACUUUCAACUUCAAAUGUGAGCAUCCUGAUAUAAUACUCGUCGAGCGUUUAGACGACAUCGAUACGAACGCUUUAGUUAUGCAUUGUGAGGUGCAAUUUAAGUGGAGGAUAUCAGGCAGUCAUCAGACAGUAUCAGGAUCGAUAAAUGAUUUGCAGCUGUUCUCUUGCUGUUACAAUCCAGAAAAAAGGAAAUCCACAAAAAUACCCAUUAUAGAACCAGUUUCGAUUAUUCUUGCUGGAACUACACCCAAGAAUUCAGCACUUCAUGUUGAUUUGAGUUCUACCAACAUCAGAGUGUCUGUCACGCCUGGGACAAUUCAACUUUUGAGCAGCAUUUCAUCGGCUAUUACCGGCAGUACAAUUGAAGAGCAGUCUGAAGUUGUGGCAUUCGUUGACCGCACUGAUAUGUGGGACAUACAGAAAUUUGAAGACACUGAUUACCAUUUCUUAAAAACAGAGCUCGGUGUCGAAGCAACAGACACCCACACAUUUUACAAGAGCAUAGAGCCCGAACCGAAAUCAGAAUUAUGUGUAGUUUACUUGCCAUCAAUUGUCUUUGUUCUCGAAUCUGGUGUCGGUAUCACGACAAUGCCCGUAUUACAUUUUGAAAGCGCGAUCAGAGCCUAUGUCCGAAAUUGGAGUUCAUUGUUAAACAUAGAGAGUAAUAUACAUCUUCAAAUAUCAUAUUUCAACCAUACUUUGGCCCUGUGGGAACCUAUAUUAGAACCUGUCGAAGAAACAGAUGAAGGAGGAAUGACGGAGUUUGCUCCUUGGGGUUUAUCCAUUCAGGUGGAAACUAAUAAAAUAAACCCGACUGCAAUACCCGACCCAACAGACGUGGCACUUGAUAACAUGGGAAAAACUAAGCCAGCUAUGUACAUUCAUGUUACAUCAAAGGAAGUAUUGCCGUUGACACUGACAAAAACAUGCCUGAAUGUAUUAAAUGAAUUGAGCAUCAAUUUCAGUGAUGCGAUUUACAAACCAACAGUUUCUUCGGGAAUGAGGCCACAGUAUGUCAUAGUGAAUGAUAGUGGCCUCGUAGUCACUGUCAAACUCGAUCAUUCAGAGUUCAAGAUCUGGGGAGAGGGAAAUGAAGAUGUUAAAGAAGUUAUACUAGACCCUGGUGCUAACCUUGAUUUAGCAUUGAGAAACAUGGGUUCAGCUGUCUCAUCGCCUGCAAUCUUUACUUCUACCAAAGCAGAAAUGCACGGCCACACCAUCGACAUAUUCGUAAACGAUUACAAAUGUGACUUGCGCGUCCCGAUUUCAAGGGCGGAUAAAAGAUACUUUUCGCUCAAUUAUCGCGGCUUGAGUAAUGAUACCUGGGGUUUAGUAUCUGCAGUUGCCAUCCAGAACGGCUGUACCACUGCCACCCUUAGAGGAAUAAUCCAGAUCAAAAAUGGCUUCAACGUCCCAGUUUCCAUUUACUACAUGACAAAAAAAGGAAAUGAAGUCAGCUAUGUAACGACCAUCAAUCCCAACACUAAGCUCAACCUUCCUCUAGAAGCUAUAUACACACCGACAAGUGAACUGUUUUUCAGUUUUGAAGGAUAUUCAGUUUCUGUUGUGCCGUUUCUCUGGAAAGAUCUACAGCAGUCUCUCCAUAAGACAGUCAUAAUGCAAUGUUACCCAAAGAAUGUAGAAGAUAAGGAUCCUCUAUUUUUCAGGGCAACCGGGGAAUUGGAGCAGAUCUACUAUGAGAAUACGAAAAAGCAUACGAUGGCGAGCGCCUGCUAUAACAUUACCCUGCGACCGACUGUGAUAUUCAAAAAUCUUCUACCAAUUAAUAUAGAAAUCAUAGUCCAGGGCCAUGACCGUCCUUCAGACGCCCCUCCGAUAGUUAUACCGCCAGGUCAGACCAUUCAAGUGCCAACUGCCGAACCAGGAUAUUCUUCACUCAUCGUCACGUUACCUGAUUAUCUGGACCGGGACUGGUGCUGUAAGCAUAAAAUCGAAGAUAACGCUGAUGACCUGACAGUCUGGACAUUUGAAUCGUAUGAGAACAUUCAGAAAGUGACACUCGACCUCGGAAUCCACACAACGGACGUCCGCGGUAGCAUUCUCAUGGAGCUGUACUGCCCGUUCUGGAUGAUAAACAAGACCGGGCUGAUAUUGUCGUAUAAACGCUCGAGCAAGGGUGACAAAGAUACAACUACAGAUGAGCAAGAACAAGGGACGAAUAUCCUCUACCACCCCAACGACUUCACCGGGCCCAUAUUAUUUUCGUUCAAAGCGAAAAAUUUCUUCGCCAAAAAGAAAUCACAGCUGAGGGUUUUCGACGGUCAGUGGUCAGAAAAGUUUUCGUUGGACGUGGCUGGAAGUGCCGGGAUGGUUUCCUGUGUCUCAGGGGGGAAAAUUUACGAUAUCGGCAUCACGAUCCAACUGACAUACAGUACAUUGACGAAACAAGUUAUGUUCACGCCGUUCUUUGUAGUCGUCAACCAUUGGUCGAUUAAUCUAGAAUUUCAAGAAACAAGUAUUAAAAAUGAUAAAUGGCGUGUUGUUAAGGAAAAAGAUUGUAUCCCUUUUUGGCCUGUUAGUAGAGCAUCGAAUUCUAUUAGAGUGAGAGUAGCUGGGACGAAAGAAUCAACAGUUGAUUUUACUUAUAAAACUAUCCAUCACUCUUUAUUUAAACUAGAAAACAAGUAUGGAGCUGUAGUAGUGGAUAUCCAAGUCUCUGAUGGUGGUACAUACAUCGCUCUAUUCCCUUAUGAACAAGGGAUGGCCCCUGCUUUGAUCAUCAAUCACACAAGUUCAGAAAUAGAAGUCGGAGACGCCUCUAGAAAUGCCCCCAACAUUAAAUUACAAGCGAACGAGCAAGUGCUGUUCUCUUGGCUGCAAGUAGAAGAAAAACAUUUACUCAUGAUUAACGACAAGACAUCGAUUAGUAUACAAGGGGAUGGCCUGGGUUCAAUUCCAAGCCCCACCGGUGAAUUUUACUGGACAUCGUUCCUCUAUGGUCUUCAGAGGGUUCUUCUCUUUACAGAACAGCGACAGAUCGCAUCUGAUGCUCAGAACAUUGACGAGCUUCAUGUCCCCCUUCUUGAACUUGAAAUCGCAAUCAGCGGGAUUGGAUUAUCUUUGGUGGAUAACAUUGCUCGUGCUGAGGUUGUGCAUAUGGGAAUCACAAGCUCCGGCUUGGUGUGGAUGUGUAAAAAAAAGAAUAAGAAGCGAUACAAGCCUCUUUCAGACAGAGAAAGCACUUUAAUAGAGGAUGCCUACCAGCGAUACCUUUUAGCAACAGAAUCCCGAAAAAAAGUCGAUCCUCAAAUAAUAAUCGAUCAGAGAAUCACGGUGGAUUUUGUUUUAAUGGAAAUGCUAAAACCGACUCAAAGGCAGUUGAAGCGAGCAUACAAAAACGGUUUUUGGUUCAAUUUAAUCAAAAGUCAGCACAUAUUGCAGAUGCAUGCGAAGAUCAACAGGAUUCAAAUAGACAACCAGAUGUUCGACUGUACAUUUCCUGUUGUAUUCGCUCCUGUUCCUCCUCCUAAGAGCAUCGCCACUCAAACGAGUGAAAAGCCAUUUGUGGAAGUGAGCAUAGUGAAGAGAGUUAACGAGUACUCAUUCGUACAACAGUACAAAUACUUUAAAGUCCUAGUGCAGGAAUUUGAUGUCAGGGUUGACAUCGGAUUUGUCAAUGCGAUCGCAAGCAUGUUAGAAGCUGAAGAAGACUACGACAAAGAAAAAGAACUUCAAGGUUUUACUGAAGAUUUGCAAUUUAAGGACAAACCUCUUCAUUUCCAUGUAGUUCAGUCGUCUAUACGAGACCAGAAACAUUUCUACGAUUACCUUCAUCUCUCGCCUCUAAAGAUCCACCUGAGUUUCACACUUGCUGGCAGUAACCAAGAAAGCAAAGCAAAAACCAUCCCGCCUGUAAUCAACCUUGCAAUGCAGAGCUUAGGCGUCACUCUGACAGACGUCCAAGGAGUGAUUUUCAAGUUGGGCUAUUUCGAAAAAGAAUAUUGCUUUUUGACAGGGAAUCAGUUGAUACAAGAAGCUCAAAUGCACUACUUCGGUCAGCUCGUAAAGCAGCUUUACGUUCUUGUCCUUGGUUUAGACGUAAUCGGUAACCCAUUUGGUCUCGUCUUGGGUAUUGGGCAAGGAGCAGCCGAUUUCUUCUAUGAACCAUUUCAAGGAGCGAUCCAAGGUCCAGGGGAAUUUGCUACAGGUCUCGUUUAUGGUGUGAGAUCACUAAUAGGUCACACUGUCGGAGGUGCAGCUGGUGCCGUUUCAAAAAUAACCGGAGCAAUGGGUAAAGGGAUCGCAGCUCUUACUUUUGACAAGGAAUAUCAAAGGCAUAGAAGAGAAUUGAUAGGACAUAAGCCUUCAAACUUCCAAGAAGGGCUCGCCCAGAGUGGGAAAGGUCUUGUCAUGGGUGUUGUCGACGGGGUGACUGGCGUGAUACGUCAACCUAUUUACGGCGCUAAGGAUGAAGGACUGGGUGGUUUUUGCAAAGGUGUAGGCAAAGGAUUAGUAGGCCUUGUGACAAGACCAAUUGCAGGGAUCACUGAUUUUGCAAGCGGUUCCUUUAGCGCCGUUAAGAGGGCUACAGAUAUGGCUGAGGAUGUUUUAAGGAUGCGUUCACCCAGAUGUAUACAGGUGGAUGGCCUUGUUAGGCCAUUUUCUAAACGAGAAGCUGAAGGAUUGAAACUCUUAAUGAGUGUAGAAAAAGGGAAAUUUUCUAAAACAGACAUGUACAUUUACCACAUAUUGCUUGGGCAUACUAAACAAAAAGAUGUACUACUUUUGACCGACAAGAGGAUUGCCUAUAUAAGCAUAAAUGAAAUAUUCGGCGGGUACCAGAUGGACUGGGCGUACAGGUGGACUGAAAUCAGCACACCGUCCGAAGUAGUGGACAAGGGUGUCAUGUUGUUCUUCUCAAAAAAGAGAGGAAUGAAAACCUUAUUCCAAACUACUGAUUCUGGCAAGUUGAUACUUAUUGAUCAAGAAGAAAUAAAAAAGACAAUUUCCGAUAUGAUAAAUGAACUGGUAGAGAAACAUUCUAGAAUGGAUUUGCUUCAUUGAAGAGUUUGGGAAAUAUAUAAUAAACAUUGUAAAAAACUUAAAACUGAAGUAACUAGCUUUAUGCUAUAAUUUUAACGACAUAAUAGCUUUAAAACAGGUCUGCCUUUAGAUUAGAAAUUCUCAACUCUUUUAGAAAAAAUUCAGAUUUAAAACUGACCUAAAACAAAAAAAAAAGUGCCUAACAAAAUAUUUUUAAAAAUUUAGUUUAUAAAUUUUAGUGUAGAGUAGUAAAUUUAAAUUAUGCAUAAACUAAAUUUUGUCACUGUGUUUAAGUUGCUAUUUUAUUUUUUAAUUACUGUAAGUUUAAUUUCUUGAACUGGUUGAAAGCGGUAUUUAAAAAUCUAGCACUGUUUUAUUUGUUAAAAAUACAAUUUGUGUAACUAAUUAAUAUGGUGUAUUUAUUAUUCGUAAAUUAUAUUAUUUUGUGAUCAAAUUUAACGCUUUCAAUCUGUAAAAAUAUUCUUUUUUCUUUCUUUGUACUUAUAGAAAGGAUUAAAAAUCAAACAGGCAAUUUCAAAUUACAAAAAUUUAUUCUAUUAGAUAUACAGGCAGGUAUUACGCAUCCAGUAUUUAUCUAUUAUAAAAUUCUGGAAUUUAAAAAAAAAUCAAAUUAAUAUAUUUCAUAAUUAUAAGUUUUUUUUCUAGUCAACUACAAAUUUACUUAAAAUGAUUCUUAAUUCGAAAAGAUGGAAAAACGGCAGUAAAGGAAAUUUUAGAAAAACGGCAUUAAAUUAAAUUUUUCUAUGUGUUGUUGCUUACAAAUUGUUCAUAGUAAUUAUAAUAGAAUAAGUAAUGUCAUCUUA
Molecule: messenger RNA, 10624 nt
Organism: Cimex lectularius (bed bug)
Lineage: Eukaryota; Metazoa; Arthropoda; Insecta; Hemiptera; Cimicidae
Gene: Vps13
Product: vacuolar protein sorting-associated protein 13
Exons: 64
Coding region: 93-9821 (3242 amino acids)
Biological process (GO): protein targeting to vacuole; protein retention in Golgi apparatus
Cellular component (GO): extrinsic component of membrane
Source: RefSeq, a predicted model, not a curated record